Molecule: messenger RNA, 886 nt
Organism: Coccinella septempunctata (seven-spotted ladybird)
Lineage: Eukaryota; Metazoa; Arthropoda; Insecta; Coleoptera; Coccinellidae
Product: protein takeout-like
Exons: 5
Coding region: 101-823 (240 amino acids)
Source: RefSeq, a predicted model, not a curated record
CUACCUGUACUUAGGCACACAAUCAUUAGAAUCGCACAAAACAACAGCUCCAGAACCUUCAUCAGUUCAAUUCGCGAGUCUGCUGACGACAAACUUAAAAAUGAGGGCCUUCUUUGUCUUAAUAAUGCUAAGUUCGGUUUCACUCAGUGCAAAAUUGCCUGAAGGCACCAGAACCUGCCACAAAUCCGACCCCAACUUCGACGUUUGCCUAAGAGACGCGAUGACAGACGGCAUGAAAAGGUUCGCCAGAGGUUACAAACCAUUGGGGGUUCCGGUGUUAGAUCCCAUAGCAAUCACGGAACUGACCAGCGACAACGGCGGCUUCAAACAGACCUACAAAGACGUUAAAAUAUCGGCGUUGGGCGACACAAAGUGCACCAACCUGAAGAUCGACUGGGACAAACUGGAGAUUGAUAUCGAAACUUUAACAACACACUCUGUCUUGAGCGCUGAUUACUCGUUCAAGGGACAACUACUGACUUUUCCCAUAGACAGUGCUGGUAAAUGCCAGAUAGUGAUGGACGACGUCACCAGCUUGCACCACCUCACACUGGAAAGGUUCCAGAAAAACGGCAAGAACUACCUGAGGGUCUUAACGUGGAAGCUGCAGAACAAACCCAAAGCCGUCCAUUACGAUUUCGAGAACCUUGUACCAGGCAACGAACAACUGUCCAAAACGAUCCUCAAGACUCUCAACGAUAACGCCAUCGAAAUUUUCGCAGAACUUGGAUCCACCUUCGAAGAGGCUUACGGAGAAGUUCAUAAGUCUGUGGCCAAUAAAGUCUUCGAGAAGAUACCGGAAAACGACAUAUUCUUGCCAUGAACCGGGAUUAUGAAAUAAACGGGUUGAAUUUGUAGACUUCUCAUCAAUAUAUUGUUUCGGCAU